AUGUUUCGUUCUAGUCCCGUAUCGGGAAGCAGGUACGUAUCUCAAGUCCGUCCCGAUCCGCGCGGCGGAAAAGACGGCGGCAGCGACAUCGACGAAGGCGACUUUGUCCACGACGAAGCUUCCUCGUUGCUUCGCUCGGACGCGAAGCCAUUUCCAACGUCCGUCGUUGCUGCUGGGGGCAUCUUCGGCGGGUCUUACGGCGGCGGGAGCGGGGGCGGUGGCGGGUUUAGGAAGGGGAAUCGGAGACUAAGGACUCUGGCGGCGUGCGCGGCGCUGGUGGUGGCGGCGCUGGUGCUGGCGGCGUGCGCGGUGGUCGACGUGGCGGACGCGUGGCUGGGAUUUGGAGGGACGCGACGGGCGGCGGGACUGGAGCGAUGCGUGCCGCAGGACAUCCCAGGUAGGUACAAGGGGAGUGGUGGAGAGUUGUUGUGGGGAAUGGUGGGGAACGGCGCGGAACGGCGGGGAAUGGUGGGGAACGGCGCUGAACGGCGGGGAAUGGUGGGGUAUGUUGGGGAGGGGCGGGGAGUGGUGGGGAAUGCGCGAGGGGUGGCGGGACUGGAGCAAUGCGUGCCGCAGGACAUCCCAGGUAGGUGCAAGGGGAGUGGCAGGGCACGGUGGGGAAGGGUGAGGAACGGUGGAGAAUGUGCCAUCACUGGCGGAAAUGACAGUGGAGGAGAAGGUGGGGCAGAUGAUGCAGAUAGACGAACGCACGCUGGGGCUGCUGCCGCUGCCGCCACCGCCGCCGCCGCCGCCGCCGCCGCUGCUGCUGCUGCUGCCGCCGCCGCCGCCGCCUCCGCCACCGCCGCCGCCGCCGCCGCCGCUGCUGCUGCUGCUGCUGCUGCUGCUGGGUACAUGACUCUUGUGCCCCUCCCCUUGCUACCCAACCCUGCCCCUCUUCCCACUAUGCCAGUGCCAUCCCUCUCCGAGAUGACAGUGCAGGAGAAGGUGGGGCAGAUGAUGCAGAUAGACGAACGCGCGCUGGGAUACGGAGAGAACAUCACAGUGUACCAUAUCGGAUCAGUUCUUAGUGGCGGUGGCGCAUGGCCCCAAUACGCCCCCAACACCCCCAGAGCGUGGGCAGACAUGGUCGAUAACUUCCAAGCGAAAGCCCUCAACACGCGCCUGCGGGUACCACUGCUGUACGGAGUAGACGCGGUGCAUGGGCACAACAAUGUGGAAGGAGCGACCAUCUUCCCCCACCACGUGGGGCUGGGUGCUGCUGGGAACGCAACACUUGUAGAGGCAGUAGCGGCUGCUGCGGCUAAGGAAGUGGCAGCGACGGGGGUGCGGUGGACGUUCGCCCCGGCAGUCACGGUGUGCCUCGACCCCCGCUGGGGCCGCUGCUACGAGAGCUAUGGGGCGAACCCAGGGCUUGUAACAGAGCUUGCUAUAGCGGAGAUACGUGGAUGGAUGGCUGGGAACUUUCCAGGAAGUGUCUUCAUGGCGCCAACAGCAAAGCACUACGUGGGGGAUGGGGGCACGAGGGGAGGUGUGGACCGGGGGGAGACGGUAGGGGGGGAGGCGGUGCUGAGGAAGGUGCAUCUGCUGCCGUACGUGGCGGCUGUAGCGGAGGGCGUGUCUACCAUCAUGGCGAGCUACAGCAGCUGGAACGGCACCAAAAUGCAUGGCAAUGGCUGGGCAUGGCUGCAUGUGCGCUACAGCUGGGCAUGGCUGCAUGUGCGCUACAGCCGCUACAGUGGGGGCUCUUACGAACCGGGCAUGGUGAGAGGUGCGCUACAGCCGGGCAUGGUGAGAGGUGCGCUACAGCCGGGCAUGGUGAGAGGUGCGCUACAGCCGGGCAUGGUGAGAGGUGCGCUACAGCCGGGCAUGGUGAGAGGUGCGCUACAGCAGCAGGGAUAUGAUAUGGUGAGAGGUGCGCUACAGCAGCAGGGAUAUGAUAUGGUGAGAGGGAGGGAGAUCGGCGAUGUGGGCUGCAUGGUGUCUGACUGGGAGGCAACCAACCCCCACCCCUCUCCACCUCUCUCCACACUCCACCCCUCUCCACCUCUCUCCACACUCCACCCCUCUCCACCUCUCUCCACACUCCACCCCUCUCCACCUCUCUCCACACUCCACCCCUCUCCACCUCUCUCCACACUCCACCCCUCUCCACCUCUCUCCACACUCCACCCCUCUCUUCAUGGUCUAUCUCUUGACGGACGUGCUUCGCAAGGAGCUGGGCUUUGUGGGUCUCAUGGUGUCAGACUGGGAGGCAACCUCCACCCCUCUCCACCCCUCUCCACACUCCACCCCUCUCCACCUCUCUCCACACUCCACCCCUCUCCACCUCUCUCCACACUCCACCCCUCUCCACCUCUCUCCACACUCCACCCCUCUCCACCUCUCUCCACACUCCACCCCUCUCCACCUCUCUCCACACUCCACCCCUCUCUUCAUGGUCUAUCUCUUGACGGACGUGCUUCGCAAGGAGCUGGGCUUUGUGGGUCUCAUGGUGUCAGACUGGGAGGCAACCUCCACCCCUCUCCACCCCUCUCCACCUCUCUCCACCCCUUUAACACCAGCUAUCUCCUAACAGACGUGCUUCGCAAGGAGCUGGGCUUUACAGGCCUCAUGGUGUCUGACUGGGAGGCGCUCAAGGAACUUCCAGGAAGCUACGAGGACCAGGUUGCCCUCGGGGUUGCCCUCGGGGUCAACUCGGGUCUAGAUAUGAUCAUGGUUCCCAACGAUUUCGUCGAUUUCUAA
Messenger RNA from Closterium sp. Naga37s-1, 2703 nucleotides. The record is from the annotation of a GenBank genome assembly. Lineage: Eukaryota; Viridiplantae; Streptophyta; Zygnematophyceae; Desmidiales; Closteriaceae.